GUCGUUGAGUACUCUCCUCCUUCCUCCAUGAGGGACGAAGCUGAUUUCCAUCCAAUAUUACCUACAUUGCCUGCCAUGGUUUAUAUUAGUUGCAGAAGCAAGUUUGGGCAUCAAUGAUGACUCUUUCCAGAAGUUUGGUAUGGACCAUAAUUUUAAAGGAAAAAGAUUCAUAAUUCACUAGGAGGUUAGGUGACUUGUUUUUCCAUUGUGGGUUAGACGACCAUUGGCCAGAGGAAAUGGAACUUGCAUUAGUCGGAAAUUCAGGAAAUUUCUGUGCUCUCUCCAAAGCCUUGGAUAUUGCCGAAGGGAGUUGGAACUGGCUUUGCCUUGACGAUGCUUUCCCUCCAAAGGGCUGUCGUUAUUUUACACCUAAAAUAUCAAAGACUCUGUGCAAUUUAGUCUCCAUCCGCUGCAGGAACUGUUUGACUUGUCUCACGUUUUGAAUGGCAGUUACACCCGCCCUUUGCGUCUCUUCUUCUUCUUCUUCUUCUUCAUCUUCUUCUUCAUACUACAGUCUUUGUUCGUAUCCCAUCUAACUUUCAACGUAACCACCAUUUAGGUAAUUACAUCUAUUUCGCUCUCUCUCUCUGUCUGGCUCUGAGUUAAUCAUCACUCGCUCGCUCGCUCGAUCGCUUACUCACAGUUAAGCGCAGUGUCGACUCCGAAUUGCCAAGAGAACAAUUGUGUCCCUAUAAUAUGGAUGGCUAAAGGCUACCCUUUCUCUUCUCUUUCUCAUGAGACAUGCUCUUCUUCUCUUCCCGUCCUAACCGCAUGGCUGCGGCCACCACCACUCUGAUACAUAAAGUCUCCGUUCAGUGGUAUCUCAGAUCGAAAGGCAAGUCCAUGUUUGCUUACCAUUAGUGUUUGUGACCAAUUACGGAUACUUAUCUGCCAGCCAGCCAGCCAUGACAAGGUGCGGCAGAUGCUGCUUGCACUACUCAAUGAAGAUAGUCAACCUCGUUAUGAAUUUUCUUGGGAUUGCCAUUAUUGUCUACUCCCUCUGGCUCCAAAAGAAGUGGGAUGAUGGUUUUGCUGAACUGCCGUCUCACUCAUCUCUUCCCAAACCAUGGUUUAUCUAUACAUGUUUAGGUGUGGGAAUUGCUGUCUGCUUGAGCACGCUGUUCAGUUAUAUGGUCUCUAAUUAUAUCAACAAUUCCAUUCUUUGCAUAUACAUUUUCAGCAUCUCCUCCCUUCUUUUUCUGGAAGUUGCUGUGAUUGUCACAAUUUUCUUCAAGCAUGACUGGAGUUUGCUAAUAUCUAAAUACAUUGAUGAGAGCCAUGCAGAUUUCAAGACUUUUAUUAUCUUCCAUGAGAAGAUGUGUCAGCUGAUUGCUCUCAUGAUUUUAGUGCCACAGGUCAGUGUCAUUGCUUUAGCAAUAAUCCUGUGGACUGUUGGCAUUGAGAGAAUGGCCGGGACCCGGCAUUUAGAAAUACCCGAUUUCACCAGGUCCUUUCUGGUGGGAACAGAGUCUGCUGACGAUUCUCUGUUCCAUAACGUACCUCCAGCUCCUGAUAUUCCAGUCUACGCGACAACAGUCGCUUACAAUAAGGACACCAGCACAAACAAGCUGCACUUGGGGAUUGGUGUUUAUCGAACAGAGGACGGAAAAUCUCAUACGCUGAACGUUGUUAGACAAGUGGAGCAGACACUAGCUAAUGACCUGUCUGCUGAUAAGGAGUACCUUCCCAUAACAGGAAUGGCAGAAUUUAAUAGAUUAAGUGCUGAACUCGUAUUUGGUUCUGGCAGCCCUGCCAUUAAGGAAAGUAGAGUGACUACUGUCCAGUGUGUGUCUGGUUGUGGCUCACUGAGGCUCGGGGCUGAAUUUUUAGCAAAACAUUACCCCCAACUUGUGGUUUACCUUCCUGAGCCAACAUAUGGAAAUCAUCCAAAUUUGUUAUCUGCAGCAGGACUAGCUUUGAAGACUUACCGUUAUUAUGAUCCAAAAACACGUGGGCUAGAUUUUCAAGGCCUUUUGGAAGAUCUUGGCUCUGCCUUAACUGGAGCCAUUGUGCUCUUCCAAGCAAGUGGUCAUAAUCCUACUGGUGUUGAUCCAACUUGUCAGCAGUGGGAACAGAUCAGGCAGUUAGUGAGACUGAGAGGCUUAUUACCUUUUUUUGAUUGUGCUUAUCAGGGUUUGGUAAGUGGAAGUCUAGAUGCUGAUGCACAGUCCAUUCGGAUGUUUGUUUGUGAUGGUGGUGAAAGCCUUGUAGCUCAAUCAUAUUCAAAAACCAUGGGACUAUAUGGGGAACGCAUUGGUUCGCUUAGCAUUGUUUGCAAGACAGCGGAUGUGGCAAAGCGGGUUGAGAGCCAGCUCAGGCUUGUGAUCAGGCCCUUUUAUUCAAACCCACCCAUUCAUGGUGCAGCCAUAGUUACUGCCAUUCUGAAGGAUAGGGACUUGUACAACGAAUGGACUAGUGAACUGAAAGCAAUGAGUGAUCGUCUUGCCAAAGUACGACAGCAACUCUAUGAUGCUUUAUACAACAGAGGGACUCCAGGGGAUUGGAGCCAUAUUCUUAGGCAGGUCGGAAUGUAUACCUUCACUGGAUUGAAUGAAGAGCAAGUCGGCUUCAUGACUAAAGAAUACCAUAUCUACAUGUCAGCUGAUGGGAGGAUCAACAUGGGAGGCCUAAGCUCAAAAGCAGUUCCACAUCUUGCAGAUGCAAUACAUGCUGCAGUUACUCGUAUCAUCUAAAACCUAUCCCUGAGCUCUCUUAUCUUCCCCAGCUUCCAUCCGAUAGAAGCCUGGACGGUAGCCUAUAGCCUGCACAUGCUACUUGAUCCUUCAAGCUGCUCACAAGAGGACAUUCUGAACAAUUUAUUUGAACAUGUCUAAUGUUUUUCCAAUCUAUUAUUGAACAACUGAACUGAAUUUUGCAUACAUAUGAGGGUUUCCCCAUCUUUUUCGUAACGCAGAAAGUUGGGUUUCUGAAGGGAUGGAAACGUAGGAUACGUGUUACAAACAAAUAAGAAAAGUCGUGACACUGACCAUUUAUCCUCGUAGAAGGCGUUGAACAAAACUCUGCCUUGGCAAACGUGCCAGGAACCCAACUGGUCUAUCAC
Molecule: messenger RNA, 3061 nt
Organism: Theobroma umbraticum
Lineage: Eukaryota; Viridiplantae; Streptophyta; Magnoliopsida; Malvales; Malvaceae
Product: aspartate aminotransferase, cytoplasmic-like
Biological process (GO): biosynthetic process; amino acid metabolic process
Cellular component (GO): mitochondrion
Molecular function (GO): pyridoxal phosphate binding; L-aspartate:2-oxoglutarate transaminase activity
Source: RefSeq, a predicted model, not a curated record